GACAAAUGUUAGUGAUAAUAUUAACAAUAAUAAUAAUAUUAACUAUAAUCAACGUCAAAAUCAACCAUAUCGUCGUUUUCAACGAUUCUCCAGGUAUAAUGACAAUGAUUACAACAAUUAUUCAUCAUGUAGUAGUAGAAAUCAUCGAAAUUCAUACAUUAAUUAUUCAUUACAAUAUGACUAUUUACGAAAUAAUUUGAAUAACUAUAAUCGGUGGUACAGAUACAGUCGACGAAAUCAAAUGAAUAAUUAUAAAAACAAUUAUUUGAAUAAGAAAGAUCAUAAUUAUAAUAAUAAUAAUUAUUAUAAUGAUGGUAAUAAUAUAAAUAACUAUAAUCAAAGUUCAAAAAACUGGUCCGCUUCACAUCAUGCACCAGUACGUCUUCAGCAGCAACAACAAAAUCAACAACUAAUAUCACCACCAAUAGGAAUUCAACAAAGUCUAGAACAAGAUCAGUUAUGA
This is a messenger RNA of Didymodactylos carnosus, 463 nucleotides long. The record is from the annotation of a GenBank genome assembly. NCBI's taxonomy places the organism in Eukaryota, Metazoa, Rotifera, Eurotatoria, Philodinida, Philodinidae.